AUGAGUUUCUCACAAAUUGGUCUGUCUUCGGACGCCAGCAACGAUACUACCGCCGCUACUGAGACUACAGGCUUCUUGAUGGAAGCAGGGCGAUGGAGUCCGCUUACAAGCUUUCAGGAAGACAAAAAGGUUGUGAUCAAGAAUGUUUCAAUCCCAGAGCCUGGACCAAAUCAGUUCCUCAUCAAGAUUGCUUCAGCAUCACUAUGUCACAGCGAUAUCAUGGCCAUCGAUGCCGGUCAAACGCACACCCUUGGACAUGAAGGUGCUGGCUAUAUCGAGAAGAUCCAUCAAUCCGUUGAAGGCAAAGGCUUCGCCGUCGGUGACUCGAUUGGCUUCCUCUACAUCAUAGGUUGCUGCUUUGAGUGCGAGGGGUGCAUGAUCCAUAACACACACUGCAUUACUGGCAAACAGCGUGUUCAGGGCUUUACCACUGACGGUUUCUUCGCGGAAUAUGCUCUCGUUGACUACCCCAAUUGCAUCAAGCUACCGGGAUCGAUUGAUGUGAAGACAGCUUCGCCGAUCUUCUGUGCAGGUAUAACUGCCUUCCAUGCUGUAGACAGUUCCGAGCUCAAAGAAGGCGACUCGCUCGCCGUGGUCGGCGCUGGAGGUCUUGGUCAGCUUGCCACGCAAAUCGCCAAAGCUAUGGGCGUAAAGGUCGUGGCGCUUGAUGUGAACGAUGGCGCACUUGAGGCAUGCAAGAAGCAGGGUGCCGAUGCCGUCUUCAAUUCCAAGAACAACCCCGACUAUAUCGAUCAGCUCAAGGAACUCACGAAUGGUGGCGUAAGAGCCGCUUGCGUCUUCAGCAAUGCCCAAGCAGCAUACGCUGGCGUCCCCUCGAUUCUGUGCCUCGGUGGCAUCAUGAUGGUGAUCGGCCUUCCGUAUGAUCCUAUCCCGAUAUCUACCAUGGACUUAGCACUGGGCCGGUACAGGAUCAAAGCUGACAACACCGGCAUACCACAACGCAUGAAGAAAGCCGUGGAAUUCCUCGCGGAGCACAACAUCAAACCUGAGGUCGAGCACCGCAAACUCGAGGAGUUAGACGAUAUGGUCAACGAGAUGAGGGCUGGGAAGUCAAUCAAGAGGAUGCUGGUAGCGUUCUGA
Molecule: messenger RNA, 1101 nt
Organism: Fulvia fulva
Lineage: Eukaryota; Fungi; Ascomycota; Dothideomycetes; Mycosphaerellales; Mycosphaerellaceae
Product: Alcohol dehydrogenase
Exons: 5
Coding region: 1-1101 (366 amino acids)
Molecular function (GO): oxidoreductase activity
Source: RefSeq, a predicted model, not a curated record